Molecule: messenger RNA, 2983 nt
Organism: Phyllostomus discolor (pale spear-nosed bat)
Lineage: Eukaryota; Metazoa; Chordata; Mammalia; Chiroptera; Phyllostomidae
Gene: PGBD1
Product: piggyBac transposable element derived 1
Molecular function (GO): sequence-specific DNA binding
Source: RefSeq, a predicted model, not a curated record
UCUGGGCGCAGGUCGCCGGCACUGCGGACAAGCCGCCCACCCCUGCAGUGAGGGCAGAACAUGCGUGUGUGGUCCGUGGCGUCCUGACACGCCUGCCACUUUCAUGUUAUGAUCAAUACCUGAAGCGUCGGUCACAGCUGAGUGAACCUGUUCUUAGCCUUCUUUGGGUCACGGCCCAUGACACCUUCCUGCGAAUCCUAGCGCUGAAGCUCAACAUGGAUGAAGCUUUGUGGAGCCCCGCUCCUGAAAACAGGGGCAGUCCAGUGAGAGUCAAGGUGGAAGAUUCCACGUGGGAGCAGGUGUGCAGCACACAGGAGCACGGCCUCCACGCUCAGGAGCUUGGCCGCCUGCGCUUCCAGUGCUUCAGCUACCAGGAGGUGACUGGACCUCGGGAGGCUCUGUCCCAGCUCCAGGAGCUCUGCCGGCUGUGGCUGCGGCCCGAGACGCACAGCAAGGAGCAGAUGCUGGAGCUGCUGGUGCUGGAGCAGUUCCUGCGCAUCCUGCCCGCGGGGCUGCGCGCCCGGGUGCGGGAGCGGCGCCCGCAGAGUGGCGAGGAGGCCUUGACAGCACUGGAGGAUACAGGGACAGACACAGGAGACGUAGCACAGCAGGCCUCUGUCUACACUCAGGGACAGGACAUGCACCUCCUGGUGACAGACUGUCAAGGCGCCUCUUUGGAGUGUCAGAGCCUCCACCUCCUGCCUGGGGCGACCACCGUGAAAUGUGAGCCUCCAGAGUUUCCCGACGAGAACGUCCAAGCCGUGAGCCUGAGCGCCAGGGGGCCUGCUCCCCAAGGACCAGCUCCUCUCCAGGAAAAAGCCCCCAGAGACAAGGCACCAGCACCUGGAUUCAAGUCAGCCACACCCCAGACAUCGGUAAAGACGGAGGACGAAGCAGCCCAGACCCUCGUCCCGGAGGAGUGGCCACAUCUGCGUCUGGCUCAGAGGACCCUCUGUGGCGACUCAGCUCAGGAGGUGACAGACCUCAGUCUGAGGACUGAAGAAGCUGUAACUAAAGAUGAAUUGUUUAAUGCAAAACAAGAAGCAUCUGAAGAGAUGGACCAAGGUGCUGAGGCCUCAGGAAUACCCGAAAGAGAUGGUGUGCCCGGGGUUGCGUGUGGCGCUCCUGUCGCUGAUGCGAAGCCAGCUGCACAUUUGAACACCAUGAAGCAUCGUCACGCAGGCGACCUGUGGGCCCGCACACACAUCUCAUCCCUGGAAUAUGCUGCAGGAGACGUCACCUGGAAAGGGAGGAAGAAAGACAAAGCUCGAGUGAGUGAACUGCUCCAAGGCCUUGCGUUUUCUGGGGACUCUGAUGUGGAAGAAAAUAAUGAGCCAGAGGCCCAGCCGGCUCCCAAAAAGCUAAAGUCUUCAAGUGUGCCAGAGAGGACUUGGGCCCAAAAAGACAUUAAACCCAGCUUUCCGAGCUGGUCAGUGCUGGACUCUGGCCUGUUGAAUCUCAAGAGUGAAAAGCUGAGCCCAGUAGAGCUCUUUGAAUUAUUUUUUGAUGAUGAAACAUUCAACCUGAUUGUCAGUGAGACCAAUAAGUAUGCCUCUCAGAAAGAUGUCAGCUUGGAAGUCACAAUUCAGGAAAUGAGGUGCGUGUUCGGGGUCCUGCUGUGGAGUGGGAUUGUGAGACGACCCAGAAGGGGAAUGUACUGGGAGAUCUCGGGUGCUGGUCAGAGCCAGGUCCGAGAGUCCAUUACGAGAGACAGAUUUGAACUGAUUUUCUCAUACCUGCAUUUUGCAGAUAAUAGCCGCCUAGAUCCAAAAGACAAGUUUACAAAAUUGAGGCCUCUCAUAAAGCAAAUGAAUAAGAGCUUCCUCCUGUAUGCGCCGCUCCAAGAAUACUAUUGCUUUGACAAGACCAUGUGUGAAUGCUUUGACAGUGGCCUGUCCCUGAGUGGGAGGCCUGUGAGGAUCGGCUACAAAAUGUGGUGCGGCACAACCACGCAGGGCUAUCUGGUUUGGUUUGAGCCCCAUCAGGAAGAAUCCACAAUGACAGCAGAUAAGGAUCUCGAUCUUGGUUUGGGGGGAAACCUAGUGAUGCGUUUCGCUGAUGCCCUUUUAGAGAGAGGUCAGCACCCCUACCACCUGUGUUUCGAUGGCUUCUUCACAAGUGUCAAGAUAGUGUCAGCCUUGAGGAAGAAAGGCGUGAGGGCAACAGGGGCCAUCCGUGAGAACAGGAUGGAGAAAUGUCCCCUUGUGAAUGCAGCGCACAUGAAAACAAUGAAGAAGGGGUAUUUCGAUUUCCGAGUGGAAGAAAAGGAGGAGAUAAUCUUGUGCCGUUGGCAUGGCGACGGCGUUUCCAGCCUGUGCUCCAGUGCUGUUGGCAUCGAGCCCGUCGGUGAGGUCAGCUGCUUGGUGGAUGACGAGAUCUCUCAGAUAAGCCGCCCAUCCAUAGUGAAAUUGUAUAACGAAUGCAGGGAAGGUGUAGCUAACAUGGAUCAAAUCAUUUCCAAAUACAGGGUGAGAAUAAGAAGCAAGAAAUGGUACUCGGUUUUGGUGAGCUUCAUGGUUGAUGUAGCCGUGAACAAUGCCUGGCAGCUGCACCGAGCCUGUAACCCAGGUGCCUCUCUGGACCCCUCGGACUUCCGGAGACGCAUUGCACAUGCUUACCUGGAGCCCAGCACUGGCCUGUCAGAUCAAGGCCGAUGAAAGAGACACUCGGUGGACAGUAAUAAGACCGAAGAAUCGCAAGCAAACAUCAGUUUGUACUUUCCCAAAGCAAAUCUGAUGUAGGCAAUGAAAGUACGUAACUAAUAUUUUAAAAACCAGAAAUUCAUAUAGAUUUUCAAAGAAUAUUGUAACAAGUAAUGUAUCUUUUAAAAUGUUGAACUCCAGUGGUACCUUUGUGUCUAAUUCUGGUGUCAGACAUGUGGGGACAUAUUUACUUGUUGAAUUAUUUUGUGCAUUGAAGGAAUGGAGUACUGCCCUUUUGCAGUAAUUUCCUCUGGAGAAUGUCACUUUUUACAUGCAGGCAA